Molecule: messenger RNA, 556 nt
Organism: Amborella trichopoda
Lineage: Eukaryota; Viridiplantae; Streptophyta; Magnoliopsida; Amborellales; Amborellaceae
Source: RefSeq, a predicted model, not a curated record
UCGAAUGACAUGUGACGGAGCUGCGGGUAACUGCUGAACAAAGAGACGCACGUACAAGAAGGAGAGAGAGUUUAACCUAGGGUAAUUUGGGCUUUUUACCACUUCAACUCACCUUCUCCAUUUGUUUUCCGAGAGAUAGUGAAAACCGCAGAUCUCAUCAUUACAGAAGAACGUCUUUCAGAGCCAUGGCUAGCACGAGUUCUGCUGUUCCUCAAGUUGAGGAAUUGGGAACCGAUUCCUAUGCAUGUGCUUCUUUUGUCAGGGGGACCACACUUAGUAUCCUCGAACCCAUCCAGGCACUAGAAUGGCCCAUGAGCAUCACUUACAUGGGAGAGGAAGCUCGGCUUUGCCAAUAUGAGGAUGAUAAUGGUGAACCCAUAGUUCAAGGGGAUGGUGUCCCCUUUUAUGAUGCACUCCAUAGGAACAUUGAUUCCAGUGAGAAUCUUCCUAUACUGGGGAAGAGCAUGUUUGAGAAGCCUGGUCUUCAUUGGGCCCCUGAUGGACUCCGUUUUGAGGGGGAGCAUCAGGUACAGCACUUGGACUUUUGACAUCCUUA